This is a messenger RNA of Cryptomeria japonica (Japanese cedar), 1077 nucleotides long. Its product is annotated as transcription factor bHLH118. Gene Ontology annotation, molecular function: DNA-binding transcription factor activity, RNA polymerase II-specific; RNA polymerase II transcription regulatory region sequence-specific DNA binding; protein dimerization activity. NCBI's taxonomy places the organism in Eukaryota, Viridiplantae, Streptophyta, Pinopsida, Cupressales, Cupressaceae. The transcript is spliced from 3 exons. Gene Ontology annotation, biological process: regulation of transcription by RNA polymerase II. The coding region runs from base 38 to 796 and encodes 252 amino acids. The record is from RefSeq and is a predicted model, not a curated record. Gene Ontology annotation, cellular component: RNA polymerase II transcription regulator complex.
UUUAGUUGUUAGGAUUGUCCUGCCCCGCCAGGAAGAUAUGAAUAUCAUUGAAUUUGGUGAGAAAGAUAUAUGCAUGGACAACUCAUGUCAAAAUACCCAACUUCAACCUCCUUAUAUUAUUCAUUAUGGGGAUAAUGAAACAGCAGGUUUUCCUGGUCCCCUCAUUCCACCAUUGGUUCAUUCUUCAAUGGUGCAACAAAACCAUUCUAAAACCUUGCCUAGGGUUUCCAAUAGAGGGCUUAUAAACAGUAAGGCAGGGAAUGGCAAUGCCAAACACAUGCACAAGAUUAUUGAAAGGCAGAGGCGGAUUGACAUGAAAACAAGGUUUUCUGUAUUGAGAUCUUUACUUCCAGAAGAAUAUAUUCUGGGAAAACGUUCACUGUCAGAUCAAGCUGAAGGAGCCGCUGAGUACAUUAAGCAUCUGCAGGAACAUAUAAAUGAGCUUGCCAAGAGAAGAGAAGACCUAGGAAAUUCGCCCAUAUGUAAUUAUAAUGAGAAAAAUUGCAAGGUUUUGCCAUCUAUUGGUGAAUCACAAUCUUUUCCUUCUGUGAAAAUAAUGGCUAUUGGUUCAGGUAUUGAAAUCACAACAAGCUCGUUAAAAUGUCAAGUUGUCUUGUCUGAUAUUCUCCUUGCACUGGAAAAUGAGGGGCUUGAAGUAGUUAGUACCAUUGCCUGCACCACAGAGGACAAAAUAUUUCAUACCUUAUAUACCAAGGCUUCAGAUCUUCAACGUUUUGACAUGACAAAUCUUCAUCAGAAGCUCUGCCGUCUGCUCAAGGAAAUAACUGAUGCAUAGGUCAGGAUGUUAAACUAUAAUUGUCAUCUUUUUGUUAACCUGAUUUGUUAUUUGAUGUGGAGAAACCGGCAUUAUUAUCCUGAAAAAUAUAGAGGCUAAUGAUCCGUCUGCAUAAUAACUGUUAGUUAAAUAUGACUUUGUAAAAUUAGACAAGGAAAAGCUCACAUUGAAAUCGAACUAAGGUAUUAUCUUCUCCACUAGGCCAUGAGUGCUAGAGCUUUCACUGUGAAAAAUACAAAUGUGAGGAAUACAUUAGUAUUAGUCGGUGCUGAUCAAGUAAU